GCACCCCGCCCCGGCCGGCGGCGCGCACGGCGAACAUGGCGGCGGCGGUGGGGCGGGACACUCUACCUGAGCACUGGUCCUACGGCGUCUGCAGGGACGGGCGCGUCUUCUUCAUCGACGACCUGACCCGCACCACCACCUGGCUGCACCCUCGCACCGGGGAGCCCGUCAACUCCGGCCACAUGAUCCGCUCAGACCUGCCCCGCGGAUGGGAGGAGGGGUUCUCGGAGGAGGGCGCCAGCUACUUCAUCGACCAUAAUCAGCAGACCACGUCAUUUAGACAUCCUGUGACAGGACAGGUCUCUCCAGAAAAUAUUGAAUUUAUUUUACGAGAAGAACAGAAUUCAUCUAUGUCCAAGCAACAAAUAAACCAAAGACCUUCAAGCAUGGUCAGUGAAACGUCCACUGCAGUAACUACAUCUGCUGUUGAUACAAAACCUGGCUCUAAGGUUGUGAAGGCUGGAAGCAAAGUUCAUAGCUUUGGAAAGAGGGAACAAGCUAUCAGGAGGAAUCCCAAUGUUCCUGUUAUAGUAAGAGGCUGGCUGCACAAACAGGAUAGCUCUGGAAUGCGAUUAUGGAAAAGACGAUGGUUUGUGCUUGCUGAUUAUUGUUUGUUUUACUACAAAGAUAGCAGAGAAGAAUCUGUUCUGGGGAGCAUACCAUUGCCUAGUUAUGUCAUAUCUCCAGUUGGACCUGAAGAUCGUAUAAAUCGCAAAUUUUCUUUUAAGGCUGUUCAUACAGGUAUGAGGGCAUAUAUUUAUAAUAAGAAUUCUGUUAUUGGCUCUCAGGCAGAGCAUUCAGGGAUGCGGACAUACUACUUCAGUGCUGAUACCCAGGAGGACAUGAAUAGCUGGAUCCGGGCUAUGAACCAGGCUGCUCUUAUGCAAACACGCUCUUCACUGAAGAGAGAAACUGCAAAAGUGGAUCAGCAAGCUGUUCCCCAAGUCAAUCAUGUGGAUGCCUGUAAAGAGUGUGUGAAGGCAGAGAAUACAGAUACAAAAGAAAGUUAUCAAAAAUCAGCUGAAAUGCUUGGAUAUGAUAAGCGUGAAGAGAUAAGAAGAGAAAAGGAGGAGGAAGAGCGUUACAUCCACAGAAAAGGAACUCUGGAAACUAAAAAGGGAAAGGCCAAGCAUGCGUUAACAGAAGCUGAUUCAUUAUUUCCAGACUUAACGAAUGCAUCGAAGGCAUCGUGGUCCCAAGUAGCUCAGCCUCAGCCAGCUGAGAAGAAUGGAACCCUUCCUAGUUCAUUAAGUGUGAGUGCUGGCCUAGUGGAGCAGAAUGGUACUGGCUCAUAUAAAAGAGGGUUUGUUCCCAGAACAAAUCCAGAUAAGCAGUUUCAAAGAAAAAGUAACAUGGCUCAAGUGGAACACUGGGUAAAAGUCCAAAAAGGAGACACAAAAAGCCUCACUUCUGAUCAGACUCUUACACGUCAGGGUCCCAAUCCUCCUUUUCCUGAAAACUAUCACACUUUGCCAAAGAAUACCAGGCAGCCUUCAGGGAGCUCACCACCACCAAACCGCAAUUUGCCGAGUGACUACAAAUAUGCACAAGAUCGUGUUAGCCACUUGAAGAUGUCCCAGGAGGAAAGGAAAGCAAAUAAGGAUGGAACUGUUUGGCAGCUGUAUGAGUGGCAGCAGAGACAGCAAUUUAAGCACGGCAGCCCCACUGCCCCGCUUUAUGUAGGUUCCUCAGACUUUAUUGAUCGUGGUAAGUCAAAAAGUUCAUUAGAUGUUCCACGAUCAAUAUCUGUUCCACCCUCUCCAUCCGAUAUUCCUCCACCUGGACCUCCAAAAAACUUUCUCCCAAGGAGACCACAUACUCCUGCAGAAAGGCUCACAGUUAAACCAUCUGAUGACAGACAGACUGUAGACGUUCCUUUUGCUGGAUCACCCAGGAAGAUAAGAAAUCAUGCUGUAAAGAGCUCCACUCACCUGGACCGGCGCUCCAUGCCUGCCAUGGGCUACAUGACACACACCGUGAGCGCACCCAGUUUGCACGGCAAGUCGGCUGAUGACACUUAUAUCCAGUUGAAAAAGGAUCUGGAGUAUUUGGAUCUAAAGGUGACAGGACGUGACACAUUAAAAGAAAGAAGUACAAAACCUGUCAAGAUUGCAGAAAGUGAUAUUGAUGUGAAGCUAAGCAUUUUCUGUGAGCAGGACAGAAUUCUGCAGGACUUGGAGGACAAAAUAAGAGCUCUUAAGGAGAAUAAAGAUCAGCUGGAGUCUGUUUUGGAGGUUUUACACAGGCAGAUGGAUCAGUACAAAGACCAACCACAACAUGCAGAAAAAAUAUCUUACCAGCAGAGACUUUUGCAAGAGGAUCUUAUUCGUAUUCGGGCUGAAAUAUCCAAAGUUUCAACGGAAAUGGAAAAUGCCUGGAAUGAGUAUCUGAAAUUAGAAAAGGAUGUGAGCCAACUGAAAAAAGCCUUACAGGAACAGAUGAACAGUUCAUUGCUAUCUCAGGAGAAAACACAAAUACAAAAAGACUUGUGGAGAAUUGAAGAUGUUACAGCUGGCUUGAGUGCAAAUAAAGCAAACUACAAAACCAUAGUAGACUCUAUUAAGAAUCCAGAGAGAAAAACAGUGCCUUCGUUUCCUCAGUCUUCAGUGCCUUCCUUACCAGCUUCCCUUGCAACUGCGGAGAGCAAACUUCCAGUUGCGCAGAGCCCUCCACGCAGCCCGGUUAAAUCCCCUCUGGAGGUCAGGCUGUAUCCACAGCCUUAUUUCCAAACCAGAACACAGCACCAAGCACAGCAGCUGAAAAAAAUCGAGCCACCUCUUCAGUCACCAGUUAAGCUCAAGCCAAAGGUUGAAGAUGAAGCACCACCCAGACCUCCUCUCCCGCAGCUGUACAGUCCUGAUGAUCAGCCACCAGCUGUUCCACCACUCCCAAGAGAAGCCACUGUCAUCAGACACACAUCAGUGCGGGGCCUGAAACGUCAGUCAGAUGAGAGAAAGAGAGACAGAGAACUCGGACAGUAUGUAAAUGGAGAUUAUAGGGUGGAACUGCGUUCAUACAUGAGUGAACCAGAACUCGCAAUGAUAGGGGGUGACCUCAGCCAUCCUUCCAGUGCUUUAAUAAACCCUGACAGUGGAUACCAGACAUUACCUACCCGUGGUUUGUCUGGAUCAACUUCCAGAUUGCAUCAGUCAUCUACCAUUUCAUCGUUUGCAACACUCCGAAGGGAUAGGUCCAAGGAGAGACCAAAGAGUGCCUUGGAACGUUUAUACUCUGGAGACCACCAAAGAGGCAAGAUGAGUGCAGAGGAACAGCUAGAAAGAAUGAAGCGACAUCAGAAGGCAUUAGUUCGUGAGCGCAAGAGGACUCUUAGCCAAGGAGAAAGGCAGUCUGUUUCAUCUCGGUCUUUCAUCAGGCCCGUUUCUGCAGACGUAGGCUCAUGGAAACGAGAGCAAGAAUUUGAUUUGCAGUUACUUGAGAGGGCAAUUCGUGGAGAAGAGAAGGAUGAAAAUGAAUGGUUAAAAGUUCAGCCAGUAGCAGUGACAGAGACAGACCUGGAGCCUCAAGACUAUGAUUUAGAUAUCAGCAGAGAGUUGUCAAAACCUGAGAAGGUUGUAAUUCCAGAACGUUAUGUUGAACUAGAGCCAGAAGAGCCUCUUUCUACGGAAGAACUGGCAGCAAGGCAGCGUAAAGCAGAAAAGAUAAAGAAUAUUCUUACUAAAUCAAGUAUGCACAAUCUGCAGCCUACUGUAGCCCAGGACAAACACAACUCGAUUGAUUUAGAUUCACAGCUGCAAGAGCAGGAGCGCAUCAUUACCAUAUCAUACGCUUUGGCUUCUGAAGCCUCUCAGAGGAGCAAGGAGGUAGCAGCUCAGCAGUUGACCUAUCCACCUAAAGCACCCUCACCUUCUGUACCACAGCCACCUCACUCCCCCUUAAGCAAUGGAUUUCACUACACAUUUGUUUAAACACCUUAAAAGUAAGAACUAACUGCUCUCGGCAUGUCUGAUUUGCCUCUGUGCCUGUGCUGUGGCUUGCUAAAUUUUAACAUCUUUACUAAACCGAAAUUGGAUCCAAAUGAAAGCAUGCAGCUCUUUUUCCGAAACCUUUCAUUCUUGUAAAUAUUGCAUCUAAUGAGCUAACACGUGGGCUUCUGAAAUCUUCAUGUAACUCCUGUCACUCUACAGAUGAGGUGCUUUCAUGAUCUUGCAGUGGUGAAGGAAGGAGACAUCUGUCCUCUUGGUAGCAAGGGGCCAGAUUUUCAGCAGCCGUUUGCACUCCGAUGGCCACUGCUCUGUGCUCCUGUGGCAGCUGGGGGGGUGCACAGGUGCUUUUUGCCUGUGUGUGGCAUAAGCAGUUGUUGCUCAAGAGAAUCCAAAGAGCACAGUUGUAUGAGCAGGGGGGUUCAUUUGUGGGCUGCUGUCUUACACGUGAGCUGGCAUCAGAGUCCUUACUGAGGUGAGCUGAAAAUUUGGCCCUUGAUAACUUAAGUUUACAACCUUGUGUCUGGCUAUGAUUGUGCCUUGGAUGUGUUUUUCAUUGAAUCGUGUUACCAGAAGAUUAUUUUUGUCUCUGAUGAGGUUGUUUUGCCACUUCAAAUCUCGUUGUCCUUAUUAAGAAAUGUCUUUAUUUGUCUCUCUUCCUGGUAGGACUUGCAGAGUUUUCUGGAAAUAGGAAAACAUGCAAAUAUUAUAUGUGACUGCUAAGUGUGUCCCUAGUUAAGGCAAUUGCUACGCAUCCAGAGUUUCCUUUGAUACUAUUCACACCUUUUUGAUGUCUUUUGGCCUAAUUUUAUUGCCUGAAAUUGAAGAAAAAGAUAAAACAUAGAUGAAAUAGUAAAGAGACUUGAUUAACUCAAAUAGCAUUAAUCUUUAGAUAACUUUGUUUAUAUGCCACUAAUCUGAGUCAAAUAUCUGUGCAAAAAAUAAAAAUCUAAAUGGAAAUGGCCACGUACCAGAAAGGCCCAAAGGGGCUGGUGACCUGCCUUCUACAAGACCUGUGAAAAAUGACAAAUUUACAUCAAGAGAGAUGUAGAAACAUUAAGAGCCUCUACAGAGGAAAGGACUUGAUGGAAAGGACUCUUUGCUUUUCUGGUUUAGUUUAUCUUUCUGAGAACCAGACUUUACCAUCUUUUCUGUGUCUGAACAACACCUGACUCUUCUAUAUCCAGGGGUAUGCUAGCUGAUUUUUGCUAUCACAUAAGAUCUUUGCAUGUGAAGAGGUCUCAAGAGGUCUCUACCCUGUGGUCUAAAGAACCCAGAAAAAUAAUUGUACAGUGCCAGAGUAUUAAAUAUUAGAUAUGAAAAGGUACCUUUUCUUGAGAAAAAUAAAUUAAUUGUGAUAACCAGCACCAUGCAGAGGACACAGGUGUUUGAGCAUCAGUGGCAUCAUGAGAUAAUUGUUCAUUUAAUGUGUCUGUAUGAACUGUUUGUUCUGCCAAACUGCAGAAGGCUUUAAAAAAAAAAAAAAAAGUUUCCAGAAAUUGCUUACUGCUUGGCAUUGUUUUACUUGUUUCAGUAUUUAACCAUGUUUUAUUUUACUUCAUAUUAGCCAAAGCAGUAAGUGAACACUGACAUAAGACUCGAGGCAAAUCCCACCUAGUGACACAGCGUGGAAGACAGAGGAGGUUCUUCACCAACUUUCUGUGAAGAUACUCAUUGGCUGAUGACACAUUCUUCUGGAAAUACAUUCAGAAAAUAAUAGGGGGAUUUUCUAUGAAAAUGAAGAGAACUGCAAAUCUUUUUUUAUUUACUUCGGUUUAGUUCACAUUUUUUAUACGAAUAAACGGCACUUUCAAUAAACUCUGUAAAAUACUGACAAUGUAUUUUUAGAACAAUGUAUUUUAGAUUUUUGUUUUUUUAAAUCAAGGGCUGAAUUCAUUUUAAAAGACACUACUUGCAUGGAUAUUAAAAGACAUUGUUACUUCCCCCUCAGGCUCAGAUGCACAUUGUAAAGUUUUGUGAAAAAAACCACACAUUUGAACAAACCUGGGAGCACAUUCACAGUGUGCAUAGAUAGAACAAACACAGGUGAAAUGCUUGGUGAAAGGGUGUUUUGGAUUGAAUAUUUUUGUAGAGUUAAUCACCCACCCUUUUGCCCAUUAAAUAAUACAUUGCAAGAACUUUUAGCUUGAAUUUCUAAAUAUUAGUAACCACUGUGUAGCUUAAAUUUCUCAAGAAAGCCAUAAUGAAAACCAGUUUUAACUCCCAUUUCGUUUUUUGAUCCCAGAUAACUAUCUUGCUGGUAUCAAUACACACAGUUUGCUAGGUUGCCCUUGACAGUAGUGCUGCCCUCUCCAUAACAAACAGCUAACAAAUUUUGGGAUUUUUUUGAAAGUUGAGAUGUGAAAGAAGAUGACUUUUAAUUAAAAUAUGUGAAGUAAGCAAUAAAAAAUUAUAAUAUGUCGUUUUACUAGCAAAUACGUAUUUUUCUUCUGAUUUUUUUUUUUUCAAUAAACCUUACAAUAUGAUGUAUUGACUAGUAUUUAUCCUGGAAACAGCAAAACUAAUGUAAUGUGGCACCUGCUAAUUUCUUAUGUAUGUUCACUUGGUGCUUAACUUUGCCAAACUUUUCAGUGUUGUACUUAUGCAUAGGGCAAAGGGUGAGGUAGUUACCUAAGAAGAAAAUAAGAUUAAAUGAAUUGCUGCAACUAUACUUGAAAAAACCCUGUGUACACACUGAAUGCAAGACAUGCAAAAAUUUCCCAACGUUAUGUAAUUAGUAGCUGAGUUCAGCUCUGGGUGAGAAAUAACUGAGAAAUACUUCUGCAGUAUUUUGUGAAACCACUAACUUGUUUAUUUCCUGUAUUCGAGUAAUAGCUAAAAACCCCUUGAAAUUGACCCUCGUGUUUCAGACAAAUCAUAUUAUAUUAACACUUGUACUCAGAAAUAUUCUUAAAAGUAUAUAUUUAGCUAAUGCAAUCUAUUUUACCUCAAUACUGCCAGUAUCAACUUCAAAACCUUUUGCCAAAAUAAUGAUUUAUUUUUGCCUUUAUAAAAAGUUUUGAAAGCAUAAAUGAAUAUUUUGCAAGAAAACAUUAAUUUAAAUAAAAUGUAACAGUUUGGAAAAUGGUAUAUGUACAGAUUAAAAUAUUAACAUAA
Myiozetetes cayanensis is the source of this 7058-nucleotide messenger RNA. RefSeq names its product pleckstrin homology domain containing A7 (gene PLEKHA7). The transcript has 27 exons. NCBI's taxonomy places the organism in Eukaryota, Metazoa, Chordata, Aves, Passeriformes, Tyrannidae. Gene Ontology annotation, molecular function: protein binding. Gene Ontology annotation, biological process: zonula adherens maintenance; epithelial cell-cell adhesion; cell-cell adhesion mediated by cadherin. The coding region runs from base 36 to 3926 and encodes 1296 amino acids. The record is from RefSeq and is a predicted model, not a curated record. Gene Ontology annotation, cellular component: pore complex; zonula adherens.